AUGACGAAUGAUUUUCUUCCGUACGAUCCUGAACACGAUACCGCUUUAAACAAUUUAUCCACUGUACAGGAUACUGCGCCAUUCGGUUUUAAUGGAAAUCAUUCUUCACCACAAGUUAUUAUUAGUCCCAAUCUUAACUUACAAUUGAUGAACCCAGAUUAUUCAUUACAACCUAUUCAAGCACCUAAUUUAUCCUCGAUUAACUAUUCAACUAAUUCAAGAGUUGUUAUGGCCAAAUUUUCAUUCUUCUAUAAGCCACGCAAUGACUUUCAAAUGUAUCAUAUUAAUUGUGAAGAAAUGCAAUUAUCCUUUGAAACUUUCUCACAGCUAAUAAAUAAUACUGAAAAUAACUCUACUUACAAUAUUUACCGAAAGUAA
Funneliformis geosporum is the source of this 378-nucleotide messenger RNA. Lineage: Eukaryota; Fungi; Glomeromycota; Glomeromycetes; Glomerales; Glomeraceae. The record is from the annotation of a GenBank genome assembly.